Erinaceus europaeus (western European hedgehog) is the source of this 622-nucleotide messenger RNA. RefSeq names its product S-phase kinase-associated protein 1-like. NCBI's taxonomy places the organism in Eukaryota, Metazoa, Chordata, Mammalia, Eulipotyphla, Erinaceidae. Gene Ontology annotation, cellular component: nucleus; cytoplasm. Gene Ontology annotation, biological process: SCF-dependent proteasomal ubiquitin-dependent protein catabolic process. The record is from RefSeq and is a predicted model, not a curated record. Gene Ontology annotation, molecular function: cullin family protein binding. The transcript has a single exon. The coding region runs from base 104 to 580 and encodes 158 amino acids.
UUGUUCGGUAGUAGCCUUAUUCUUCGUCUUUCUCUUCUAGUCCUCUUGACGCUGCUCCGUUUUUGUCAUCCUCCAGCCGGCAGGCUCCUGGAGACCCAACACCAUGCCUUCAAUUAAGUUGCAGAGUUCUGAUGGAGAAAUAUUUGAAGUUGAUGUGGAAAUUGCCAAACAGUCUGUGACUAUCAAGACCAUGUUGGAAGAUUUGGGAAUGGAUGAUGAAGGAGAUGAUGAUCCAGUUCCCCUACCAAAUGUUAAUGCAGCAAUAUUAAAAAAGGUUAUUCAGUGGUGCACCCACCACAAGGAUGACCCUCCUCCUCCUGAGGAUGAUGAGAAUAAAGAGAAGCGAACAGAUGAUAUCCCUGUUUGGGACCAAGAAUUCCUGAAAGUUGACCAAGGAACACUUUUUGAACUUAUUCUGGCUGCAAACUACUUAGACAUUAAAGGUAUGCUUGAUGUCACUUGCAAGACUGUUGCCAAUAUGAUCAAGGGGAAAACUCCUGAGGAGAUUCGUAAGACCUUCAAUAUAAAAAAUGAUUUUACUGAAGAAGAAGAAGCCCAGGUACGCAAAGAGAACCAGUAGUGUGAAGAGAAGUGAAAUGCUGUGCCUGACACUAACACUGUA